UUUUUAUAACGGUAUUCUUUAUAGUUACAAUAACAUUCUUGUAAAUUUUUUAAAACUUAUGUACCGAAAAUAGAGUUUCUGAUAUUUCAAUUUAUCACGCGUGUUCAAAAAACUUCAAACUUAUUUUUGAUACUGUAAAUUAUUUAAAAAUUUUAAAAAUUUACCGUGAUAAUAUUAUAACUAUAAUAAUACUGUUAUGAAAAAAAAUAUUCUGACAUGUGAUUUUGGACACAAAAAAUAACUACGAGGUUGUAAUAGUGAAUUAUAUAUAGAGAAUUGUUUAAAGGUAUUAUUGGUGUCUAGUACACUUCUCAUACUGCUAUUGAUGUAAUUAAAUAUCGAGUGAAAUAAUUUUUCAAGAAUAUCGCUAAAUGUCACCUAUAUAAAAAGUGAUGCAUACUAGUAGUGCUAAAAAACAUUACUCUUCUCUACAUGUAAAAUCUCUUUUUACUUUCUCAAUGUGUAUUUAUUAUUCCAUGCAUGCUCAUGGAUGUGGUCUAUAUAUGUGUAUAUAUGAAUUAGAAUAAAAGAAUUAACUAGGAUAAAUACUAAUUAAUAAGCCUCUAAUUUGGAUUGGCAAUCGUUAUAGCCAAUUACAUGUGUAUUAUAAGCAUUUAUUAAGUAAAUAAUUCCACUUACAUUGUAACUCCCAAAUAUGGGUACGUACACGAACUUAUAAUCAAUAAAAUCACCAAUCCUUCCCAAUUUUUCUCUUUUCAUAUAUACCCUCUUCUACUUUCCACUUAUUACUUUUCGUAUAAAUAUAUAUAUAUAUAUGUAAACACACACACACACACAGUGUCAUUAGUCAUUACACAUACACAUAGAUAGUUAAAUACCCAUAUUUUAAUUCUGUUAGUUCAAACUUUAAAAUGGAGUACUCUACCCAACUCAUCGUGCCAAAGAUUGAAAACCCAUUUGAUGUUGACUGGUUUUUCCAUGAAAACCCAAAUGAAAACUUGGUAUCAUCAGUACUAGAUUUUCCAACAUUUGAUCAAUAUGAGAAUUACUCCCAAUUUGGUUCAUUUUCAUACCAAAAUGACCAACUUCCUCAAAUUGAUUUCAACAGCUUUGAAGAUUUUGAUAAUGGGUUUUCAUUAGAAAAUGCCUUUUUAAAUUUUGAAGAACCCAAUAUGGUUAAAGAAAAACCUCACCCAAACAUGGUCAUUACUUCUUUUGGUCAUCAUAAUCAUGACAAAAAUUUGAAAACUUGCCAUGAUGAUGAUGAUGACAAAAACAAUAUUGGGUAUGAUGCUUCAAGAGAAUUGUAUGGAAGUUUGGUGAAGAAAAAUCAUGAUGAAGAGACCAUGUCAAAUGGUAGAGUCAAUAAUAAUAACAAUGGUCAUCAUAACAAUAGGAAGAAGAAAAAGAAAGUUGCUCAAUUAGAAUUGGAUGAGAUUCAAAGGUGCUUCAAAUUACCAAUCAAAGAUGCUGCUAUGGAGUUGGGAAUUGGAGUAACAAGAUUAAAGAAAAGAUGCAGAGAGCUUAACAUCAUGAGGUGGCCUCAUAGAAAACUCAAGAGCUUAAAGUAUCUUUUAAAGAAUGUCAAGGUUUGUAUACAUGUGUUUUUGUCAUAUAUAUGUAUAAAUAGUUAUGAGUAAUAUACAUAUCUAAUGCUGAUAUUUUGGGC
Molecule: messenger RNA, 1630 nt
Organism: Cannabis sativa
Lineage: Eukaryota; Viridiplantae; Streptophyta; Magnoliopsida; Rosales; Cannabaceae
Product: protein RKD4
Exons: 2
Coding region: 873-1601 (242 amino acids)
Molecular function (GO): DNA-binding transcription factor activity
Source: RefSeq, a predicted model, not a curated record